CUUACUAUAUCUACAUCCUCUUUCACAUUUCAAUUCAACCUCACCAACCCAAAUAAUAUCAUAUCACACACCACAAUAGUCUAGUUCAUUAUAAAGAUAUAUUCCCCUAUAUAUAUAUGUAUAUAAGAGCCUUAAUAUCUCUUGCUUAAGAUCCUCUCUCUCUCUCUCUCUCUCUCUCUCUCUCUCUCUCUCUCUCUCUACUGCUGCUGCUGCUGCUGCUACUGCUGCACCAAAAUUAAAGCUCAUCUGAAGAUCAUGGGAACCAUUCAUAUAUGAUAGAUAUAUAUUUAUAUCUUAAUUAGCUUCAUGAUGUUCAUUAACAAUAUUUGAUAUGUAUUUUUUUUAAAAUUUUUUUUUAAUCUAAGUUCUUGAUCACUUCUUCUUUUAUCAAUUAUUAAUGGCCACUCCAUCAAUGCAUAUCUGCAUGGACUCCUCUUCUGAUUGGCUCAAGGGUCUCUUCCCUGAAGAAACCCUAACUCCCUCCUCCUCGGCGGCGGCUGCGGCGGCCUCCGCCGACCUCCUCCUAACGUACCCUACCAUUCCGAUACAUUCGCAACCGCUGUCGGUGCCGCUGCACGAGCGGCGGGCGCGGCAGGGGCCGCCGCACGAGCAGGUGCCGCUGAAGUGCCCGCGGUGCGACUCGACGCACACCAAGUUCUGCUACUACAACAACUACAGCCUCUCGCAGCCGCGCUACUUCUGCAAGACGUGCCGCCGCUACUGGACCAAGGGCGGCUCCCUCCGAAACGUCCCCGUCGGCGGCGGUUGCCGCAAGAACAAGCGCCACCCCCCACCGCCCCACUCCGCCGACAAAAAACCCUCCAAUCACCACCCCCACCACGCCGCCGCCGCCGCCGCCACCUCCUUCGGCCUCCACCUCUCCUUCUCACCACCGCUGCCGACCACCAUCACCACCUGCCACAACUUAAACUUUUUCAAUCACAAGUACAACUCGCUUUUGGACAGUCAGUUUUAUACAUAUGGUAACAACAACAGCAGCAGCAGCGGAAAUAGGAUUUUGAUGGAAGAUCCGGGCAAUACUAUUGCGGAAACGAAGCCGACGACGGCGGAGACAAGGGACUUGCCGUUGCUCGAGUGGCAAGAGCAGUGCUGCGCCGACAUCGUGGGGCGGGAGGCGCCGUGCGCCGGAUUAGGGCUGUGGGCCGCGGCCGGAAUGAUCGGCGGCGGCCACCACGGCCGCUCGCCGGCCUUAUGAAAUAUAUAUAUUGAUAUUUAUUAAGCGACACUGAUGAUCAUAGUUAGCGCAGCUAAGGGGGUGUUUGAUUUGUCGGAAAAGCAUGAAAAAAAUAAUUCGAGAACAAUAAUUUUUAUGAAAAAUCUCUAUUUUAAUUUUCCCUCCGUUUGGUUUCAAGAAAAACUAUGUAAAAAUUAAUAUUUUUGCUUUUCAGAUUUUUUUUUUUUUAAAGAAAAACGAAAAUGCUAGAUUUUUUUAAAACUUUUGAAAUUUUUUUUUUUCAAAAACUAAUUUUUCUUGGAAUCAAAUAGAUAGAACACUAAAAAAGGGAUUUUUCAUGAAAAAAAAGAGUUUCUCGAAAAUAUUUUUUCCAUGCUUUUCCGAGUAACAAAAUAGCCCCUAAUUUCUAAAAGUGUUAACAAGUGUUGCUUAAUUUCCAAAGUACUUGUCCAAGUGGUUUUCUCAACCUUAGCUUGUUUGAAUUAUAGUGUUUAAUUAGUUUUGUUUUUAUCUUUUUAGAGUGGUCAUGUUCUCUUUAUUUGUCUCUAUUAGAAAUAAGAUGAUUAUUUGAAUAGAGAUUAAUGAUGGGUCA
Ananas comosus (pineapple) is the source of this 1787-nucleotide messenger RNA. Its product is annotated as dof zinc finger protein DOF5.6-like. Gene Ontology annotation, biological process: regulation of DNA-templated transcription. The record is from RefSeq and is a predicted model, not a curated record. The transcript is spliced from 2 exons. NCBI's taxonomy places the organism in Eukaryota, Viridiplantae, Streptophyta, Magnoliopsida, Poales, Bromeliaceae. The coding region runs from base 398 to 1216 and encodes 272 amino acids. Gene Ontology annotation, molecular function: DNA binding; DNA-binding transcription factor activity.